AAACCUUACGCAUGCCAAAUUCCUGGUUGCAUAAAGCGUUACACGGAUCCGAGUUCGCUCCGGAAGCAUAUGCGAACGCACGAACCAAUCAAACGAGACAGCCCUUUCGUCGCAAUCGAUUCUCCUCCCACGAACUCGGACAAAUCGCGCGUAUCACGUGAGGGUACGGUAAACCGAGAAGCCAGAAAGGUGCGGUGUUCCAAGAUCCAACCAUGGCAUCCGACGAUUGCUGACGAACUGUGCAAUUGUACGAGCGGGGACCUACUAUUCCACCGAGAUUACAUCCAUUACACAGUUACAAUGCGAUGAAUGGAUUUGAACACUUACUAGAAAAGUCAAGGGCCAGUCGAGAAGGGCAAAUGCCGACCGCAAAGUGUUUACAAUGGAAGAAAGCGCAACGAAGGCCCCGUAGCUGACUUUCGGAACAAUUGAUGCAUAUGUAACUGAUGUCCCUGAGGACUGGCUCAACAAAAGACCUUUAAGCUGCAGGUGCCGAGGGUUGUAGUUUGACUGCUGGAUCCUGUUAAUGACAGAUGUAAGGUCAAGGUAUUCUGCCAAAGUUGGAAUAGACAAUGUCGAUGGAGUCCCGACUGACUGUGGUUCAGGGGAAGCAAAUGUCGAAGCGUCCGUUUACUUAGAGGACAAUACGCUUCCGUUCUGCAGACUCACUUCCAAUGAACUAAUCUCAUCGCUUAUCCACUGCUCGGCUUC
Molecule: messenger RNA, 711 nt
Organism: Dicrocoelium dendriticum
Lineage: Eukaryota; Metazoa; Platyhelminthes; Trematoda; Plagiorchiida; Dicrocoeliidae
Source: the annotation of a GenBank genome assembly